This is a messenger RNA of Zalophus californianus (California sea lion), 7094 nucleotides long. It is a transcript of the gene ADARB2, whose product is annotated as adenosine deaminase RNA specific B2 (inactive). Bases 446 to 2683 code for a protein of 745 amino acids. Gene Ontology annotation, molecular function: double-stranded RNA adenosine deaminase activity; double-stranded RNA binding; tRNA-specific adenosine deaminase activity. The transcript has 10 exons. NCBI's taxonomy places the organism in Eukaryota, Metazoa, Chordata, Mammalia, Carnivora, Otariidae. The record is from RefSeq and is a predicted model, not a curated record. Gene Ontology annotation, cellular component: nucleolus; cytoplasm. Gene Ontology annotation, biological process: RNA processing; adenosine to inosine editing.
GGACCUAAUUAGACUUUGCAGCAGCAAAUAGACAAGCUCCCUGCCUGAUUGGCUUCAAAGUGUCUGCUGCCAAACAACUAGCAGAGGUGCCAAAGUAGGAGCCCUGCGCCUGGAGCCCAGAUCAAGAGAGGCCGCCCAGAAGAGGAGGAGAGCUGGGGCGGGAGCGCCCAGCCCGCCCGGCACACCUUUGCUUCCCCGCGCGCGUCCUGCCCUGCCGUGGAGCGGCUGGGCGCGGGGCUGCUCCCGGGGCUCUCAGCCCAGCUGGAGACGGAGACCCGGAGCAAUUCGAGAGAAGGAGGCGGGAGCGUGCGAGGGCUCGGUCCUAAAAAGUGAGCCCGCUCCCUGGCUUGCAGAAGCCUUCAGCAGCGGCCGCGGCAAGAGAGCAGGAAAGGUGAGCCUGUUGGAGACAGGAUUCCUCUCCGGUUCUGCUCGCUGAGUCUCAGCCAUGGCAUCGGUGCUGGGGGCCAGCAGAGGGUCCGGAGGGCUGAGCAGUCAACUCAAAUGCAAGUCUAAGAGGAGGAGGAGACGGCGGUCCAAGAGGAAAGACAAAGUAAGCAUGUUGUCAGCUUUCACCGCUCCCUUCAAGCACUUAAGCCCCGGGGCCACAAACACGGAGGACGAAGACAAUCUAAGUAUCAGCAGUGCCGACGUGAAGGAAAACCGCAACAUGAGCAACCUGGAGGCCCGGCCCCUGCCCGCUGGUGAUGGGGCCCGAGGCGGCACGCCCGGCAUGAAGAGGAAGAGGCCCCUGGAGGAGGGCAAUGGCGGCCACCUGUGCAAGGUGCAGCUCAUCUGGAAGAAGCUCUCGUGGUCUGUGGCGCCCAAGAAUGCACUGGUACAGCUCCACGACCUGCGUCCGGGCCUGCAGUACCGCAUGGUGUCCCAGACCGGCCCGGUGCACGCCCCCGUCUUCGCCGUGGCCGUGGAGGUGAACGGGCUCACGUUCGAGGGCACGGGGCCCACCAAGAAGAAAGCCAAGAUGCGGGCAGCCGAGCUGGCCCUGAGGUCCUUCGUGCAGUUCCCCAACGCCUGCCAGGCCCACCUGGCCAUGGGCAGCAGCGCCAGCCCGUCCACGGACUUCACCUCGGACCAGGCCGACUUCCCUGGCACUCUGUUCAAGGAGUUCGAGCCGGCCGCCCCCGGCGAUGCCUACGCAGGCCGCCGCCCCGCUGAUGCCGGGCUGUUGCCCUCCGCCUGCCGGAGGGGACGACUGCUCUGCCACCCCCUGGACCUGGUGGGCCCGGCGCGGCCAGACAGACCCAGGCCGGGCCCUGCGGCCCCGGGCGACAGGAACCCCGUGGUUGUGCUGAACCAGCUGCGCUCCGGCCUGCGCUACGUGUGCCUCGCAGAGCCGGCCGAGAAGCAGCGCACCAAGAGCUUCGUCAUGGCCGUGUGCGUGGACGGCAGGACGUUCGAAGGCUCGGGACGCAGCAAGAAGCUGGCCAAGGGCCAGGCAGCUCAGGCUGCCCUCCAGGCUCUCUUCAACAUCCGGCUGCCCGGCCACACCCCCAGCAGGAGUAAGAGUUACCUCCUGCCCCAGGAAUUCGCAGACUCCGUGUCCCAGCUGGUCACGCAGAAGUUCCACGAGCUGACUGUGGGCCUGGCGUCCACGCACGCCCGCCACAAAGCCCUGGCAGGAAUCGUCAUGACCACAGGCUUGGACGUCAGGCAGGCGCAGGUCAUCGUUCUGUCCUCGGGGACCAAGUGCAUCAGCGGAGAGCACAUCAGUGACCAGGGGCUGGUGGUCAACGACUGCCACGCGGAGAUCGUAGCCAGGAGAGCGCUGGUCCACUUCCUGUACACACAGCUGGAGCUGCACCUGAGCAAGCGGCGGGAGGACUGGGAGCACUCGAUAUUUGAGCGGUCCAAGGACGGCGGCUACCGGCUGAGGGAAAACGUGCUAUUCCAUCUCUACGUGAGCACGUCCCCCUGCGGAGACGCCAGGCUCCACUCACCCUACGAGAUCACCACAGACCUGAACAGCAGGAAGCCCAUCGUCAGGAAGCUCCGCGGGCACCUGCGCACAAAGAUCGAGUCUGGGGAAGGGACCGUCCCCGUCCGGGGCCCCAGCACAGUACAGACGUGGGACGGCGUCCUGCUGGGUGAGCAGCUCGUCACCAUGUCCUGCACGGACAAGAUCGCCAGGUGGAACGUGCUGGGACUGCAGGGUGCACUGCUCUGCCACUUCAUUGAGCCUGUGUACCUGCACAGCAUCAUCGUGGGCAGUCUGCACCACACCGGCCACCUCUCCCGGGUCAUGAGCCUCCGGACCGAGGACAUCGGCCAGCUGCCAGCCUCGUACCGACACAACCAGCCCCUCCUCAGCGGAGUGAGCCUCGCCGAGGCACGCCAGCCGGGGAAGUCUCCGCACUUCAGCGUGAACUGGGUGAUGGGCAACGCGGACGUGGAGGUUAUCGACGGCACCACCGGGAAGAGGAGCUGCGGGGGCUCGUCGCGGCUCUGCAAGCACGUGUUCUCGGCGCGGUGGGCGAGGCUUUAUGGAAAGCUGAGCACGCGGAUCCCGAGCCACGGAGACACGCCGUCCAUGUACUUUGAGGCCAAGCGGGGGGCGGGCACCUACCAGUCUGUCAAACAGCAGCUGUUCAAGGCAUUCCAGAAGGCCGGGCUGGGCACCUGGGUGAGGAAGCCGCCCGAGCAAGACCAGUUUCUACUGACUCUCUGAGCCACCAGACUCCAGUGUUCCCGGAGCAGGGCGAGCGCCCGGACCGGGCAGGGCGUGCGUGAGCGUGCGUGGGGCGGCAGGUGGUGCUCACUGGCUCCCCGCACCUAUUUCCCUUUGGUGUUCUGGAAGCACUCGCGUGGUCAGUGUUCCGUGGGCAACUAGACUCAACGUAGGAGCUGCUCCCACAUUGUCAGAACCCAGACGCCCCCCAGACCUGAAGGCACAGGUGCGGCCCGACGUCUCUCCCUGGUGUGUCCACGGGAAAGCUUCCGUGCAGGCUGAAGGGUCUUAGGUGCAGCCUUCACGCGGAGCCUUGGGCACCCCUCCCACCUCCAGUGCCGCGUCCGGUUCUCAGUAGCACGAUACUUCAGGAAAAGCCACAACGAAGAGAAAAGCCAUGGGCUCCUCCCCAAAGAAGCCAACAGGACGCUCUACCAUCCCCAUUAUUCACUUCAGUUUUUACUCCACCUCCUUUCAAAGCGGAUCUGAGAUGCGCAAUAUUGAAGAACCCCUCAACUAGGACCAGGGACAUGAAGACCCUUCGCGCAGCACGCCACUGAGCUGAGACGUAGGACACAGGGGCUCCAGGACCGAGUGCCGCAGACCGCCGCAGACCACCACACCCGUCCCAGGCCCAGCACAGGCUCCACGGCAGGUGCCCACAGCCGCUGACCACGUCCGUGGCAGAUGCAUCUGAAGUUAGUGACCACCACACCUCCUUACCAGGUAACAAGGAAACAAGUCCCAGACCACGCCCUGACUGCUUAGCUAAGUCUGUGUCAAAUCCACAACAACCUUUCCUUGGGGCUCUCCACUGCUUUAGGUUCCCCGGUCUCCAUCUUGCAUGAUUGAAACAAAUCACUCACAGCAGCUGUUGAGACGCAAGAGGCCGGAUUCUGUCCCCUUCAGAGCAGGCGUCAGACACCCAGACCAUUUGGGAUCUGGCCCCUGGCACCCUCUCUAAGAGGACGGUGGGGCCGCACGGCCAAGCGCGGGAGGGGCAGGCACCCUCUCACACGCCUGCAGCCCGUCCCGGUACCUUGAACUGUGCACUUUGACCACCAAGAACUCAUCUCUAACACCCAUCAUGCUACUGACAAGCCUCUAAUUUCUCCCGCGAAAGGUCCACAUCUGAAACUCGCUGGGCCGCAUGGCCACGCUCCGGAGUAGCCCGCUCUGGGGUGAGGGCUUCCUGGUGAAACUUCCAGCUGCCAGCCAUGGGUGCACACCCUGACGAGAACACGGGACUGCACACAGCCCAAGACGCGGGAGGGUGACAUCGUGCUGCACACGUUCAAGGAGAGAUUGCGGGUAUGAUGAGGCAAAAAUGAGCCAAGAUGAGUUUUAGAUAUUUGUUGUGGGACAAGAAGUAGAGGUGUUACUAUGGAAACCAACUCUUCUCGGGACUUCCUAUAGGGUCAGAUUUCUCCAGGGACACACGGUCGAUUCCCGCUGCAACUGCUCCCGUUCUGAGCCCCUGCUUCUGUCCCUGCACUCCAAACAAUGCCCCUUCCAGAGCGAGGAGACACCAUUAGCAGCAGCCGCCCCAGGACAGAGGCGGCUGGGCCCAUCCACACACCGCAGGACCAGCCGUACGACCAGACUGCAGGGCCUUGGACGGCACCACCUACCCCAUAUCGGGCACUCCCGUGACGCCUCAGCUGCAGCUACUUGGUCACCGUUCAUCUCGCCUGAGGCACUGGCCCUCCAGAAAAACCUAAACUCCACCAAAAUAUCUACUUCUGAAAAAGUGUAAGGACUUGUCUGUUCGGUCAGCGGGGACAUCCCGGAAGGAGAGGCGAAGGAGAGGCGCAGGAGCUUUGUCGCGAGAGGGCGUUUCCAAGGCAGCGGGAAGUGCGUCUGAGAGGCUGAGCUUGGCCGGAGCUGCCUGUCCAGCAGCGGGGAUGGAGAGGCACAAGGGGCAGGGAAGGCAGGACGGCAGGGCCGGGUCACCAUCAGGAGGCCAGGUCACAGGGCUCAGAAGUGGCACCUGCCAUGGCUGGGGGGACAGGUGAUGCCGGCCCAGACACGAGGUCGCAGGGGAGCCUGAGGAUCUACUUUGGGCUUUCAAGCCCAAAAGAGCACCCAACACUGCUGGAGGCCAGGCCAACCCUGCAUUUUCGGAUUGGUCUGAGUCCUGGGAGGAGCCCACAGGAGAGCGCAUAGGAGAGCGCACCUCGGGCACAUGACCGUGGGGCCACCUCCUGGCGCCCGAAGGCAACAGAGGCAAGACCCAUAGAGCGGAGGCAGGAGCCUGCUGGUGCCUGUCCGCACGUGCGUCAGACGCGGUGGCUCCGAGUCCUCAGUCUUCCCACGUCCUGUGCCGUGUCUGCACAUCUACCCAGCCCCGCUACUCAAGUCCAGAUCAGGUCGACUCCACUGGUACCCGCCUCGAAGCACACACUGCCUUCCCUGAGGGGAGGUCAGCCGUGCACGGCCUCCCGCCUGGCUCUGGCCACAAGGUCAGCGUCCACAGCACGCAGCCGGAGGGGGAAGGUCACCGGCCAUGGAGCUCCGCCUGCCCGUGCCUAGCACGCGGUUCCACUGCAAGGGACUGGAGCCAGGGCUUCUUUGGUUUUGGUUUCUGCCCAGGAAAGGAUUUGCAGGUCUCUAACUAUUGUUCCAUUUUAUACCUCUGGGUCUCUUCAAGUCUGUAUAUACCUUCACGUCACUACUGAUUUUGUGAGUCUUGCUGUUCCUCGGAAACAUCAAGUUGAGUUUCUCCCACGUAAUUUCUCAUAUAAUUUCCUUUUCACAGGAAGCUGUUCUUAAUAAAGUUAAAUGGUUGUUUUGAGGGUUUGGGUUUUUUUUGGUAUAGUGUUUACCACGUCUGGAGAGCCAUAAACAGUAAAUACAUGGUAUAUCGAUGCCCAGAAUAGAAUAGUUAGAGUAUUUUGAUGAAAUGCUAUUUUUAGAUUAUAAAUUUCAAGAUGUGUCUAUAGUAUCUUGUUUUAAAAAAUUUAAAAAGACAUUUGAAACUUAGACAUUUUUAAUUUAGGGAAACUUCUACAACCAUUUUUUAAGAAGCCAUUCUAAUGAAAUCAUCUAAUUGGCCCAAAACACAAUAAAUAUUCCUUCCUAAUAAAGACCAAAGGGAAGUCAGGACUACCACCUCUGUUGACGGAAGUUUCCGCUAACACUCAGCAGCCUUUGCUGGCUCGUCCAGCACCUUCCCUGGUGGGGGUUGCGGAGCCGUAACCCCCGGGGUCAGGAAGGGCCACUGCCCGACACACUUGCGGAGGCUGUCCCAGCUUCGAGUUCUAGCCGAAGCUCAUGGACAGAGUGAAAGAUUUAAAGCUCUGUGUUUCAGGAACGGCGGUACCACCAUCCGGCGGCACUUAGCAGGGACAAGCCGGCCAGUCUGGGGUCCUACUGGGGUUCUGUGCCCUCCCAGGCACAGGGCCUCCUGUGUGGGAGUGGCGCCGGAGCUGGGGCAUGCUUGCAGCUGUCCGCGGCCCUGCCCAGAGAGUUGUGCUGGCCACACAGGGAGCUUGCUGGCUCCUGUCAAACGUCUCCCACAGAUUCUGAAUCAAAUAAAGGGUUGGGGGGGAUGAAGAAGCAGAGACAGAUGCAAAACAUGCAGGUUGUUGGAGAGGUGGCCUGGAGCAGGGGGGCACCUCUCAGUUCUGGGAACCAGGAGAUAGAUAUGUGACCCAUUGCCACCAUUGCUUACCUCCCAAAAGGGCUGCCUCUGGUUUUGCCCCUUAUCUUCCUCUCCCUCACCUCCCUCUUCCCUGUUUCAGUGCCUGUUCCUCCCUACUCUACACCUGUGGUUCCCCGGUACAGCCGAGAAUCAGUCUCAGGCCCGUGUACCCCUGAGCUCCGCCGCGCUGACCUUGAGGGUUCUUGUGACUUCCAGGCCAGGAGGAUUUACUGGAGUCUUUUUUUGGACCCCUGGAACAUGUCCACUAGUCUGAGCCAGGUCUCCAGAAAGUCAGAACAAACAACAGCACUCCCACUGGGGACCGCAGACAGUGUCAGCCCCUAGAGAAAGAAAUACCUUAUUUCCCAGCUCAUCGUUGCAAAUCAGACUUGCAGAGAUGAUAAAGUACAAUGAUCGGCAUUCCACGGCCUCGUUUCAUGCCGGCACUGGAUUUCUACCACUCUGCAGGAUAAGCAUCAAUAAAAAACAAACAAAAAAACACUUUCCCAGCAGUGCCCAGUUAGUUUUCAGCUAAUUUUCAGCAUUUUUUUAAGCAAAUGAACUUAAUAUAUAGUAAUUCUUAAGCAAAGGUAUGUACAUAAAAAGCAUGAAUGAAUGGCAAUAUUGGAUGUACAUUUGUAAUAUUUGUAAAAAAAAAAAUCCAAAACCUUAAAGUAUUAAUUUACAUGUUAAUUUGCCUCUAAGUUCUGUAAAUCGCACUUCAGUGAUAUCUGAUAAGUGAAUGUUUCUGUUAAGUGAAUAAAAACA